AUGCAGAGGCGAAUGUUAACAAAAGAAGACGAGGUUACAGCCGGGGACGAGGUUCAAGUCCGCCGCGAGGACCAAGACAAGAUCAACAGAUUCAGCCGUCUGCACCAACGAGAGCUUGUACUCCAAGAGGAACUCAAAGCCAAGAACAAAGAAAAAGAGGAGCUCGACGACGUCACCAUGGAGCUGGAGCUGGCCGAUGAAGACGACUCGGUCCCCUACAAGGUCGGCGACGCCUUCUUCCACGUCCCUCUACCGCAGGCUCAGGAGAUGCUCGGCACCUCGACCGCCAAGGUAGAGAGCCAGAUUGAGGAUAUCGAGGACCGUCUGGGCUCGAUCCGGGAGGAAAUGACACAGCUCAAGGUCGAGCUGUAUGCGCGCUUCGGAAAGAGCAUCCAGCUGGAGACAUGA
Messenger RNA from Pyricularia pennisetigena, 408 nucleotides. RefSeq lists its product as uncharacterized. Gene Ontology annotation, biological process: protein folding. The coding region runs from base 1 to 408 and encodes 135 amino acids. The transcript is spliced from 3 exons. NCBI's taxonomy places the organism in Eukaryota, Fungi, Ascomycota, Sordariomycetes, Magnaporthales, Pyriculariaceae. The record is from RefSeq and is a predicted model, not a curated record. Gene Ontology annotation, cellular component: cytoplasm; prefoldin complex.